CGCAAUUCGCCAUUCUCUUCUAUUUCACUGUUUUUCGGUCCCUGUUCUUGUCUCAGGCAAAAGCAAGACAUUCCUCUCUUUAGUCUUUCUCGCUCCGUCUUCCUUGCUGGAAAGGUUUGUCUCUUUCUCUUGCUCUGUCUUUUACCAUGGCCGAUGAGGAUUCAAAGGCAGCCCUUUCUGUCACCGAGAAGAAUGAAUUGGAGCCGCCGAAGGUUACGACGGAGUCUGAUUCAGCCAAUAUAGCAUCUGCCUCAGCUGUCGAAUCUGAUUCGGCGACGGCUAAUACUGAAAACACAGACCUGCCUACUCCCCCGCUGUCGGAGUCACUGGCAGCAGAAGCUACUUCGGUGGUAGAGACAAAGCCGCCGCCGCCGCCACCAACCAGUGAUGACAACGAUUUAAAAGCUGAAAGUUCAGAUUCUAAAGAGGAUGCUGUUGGGGCUCAGGACGAGAGAUCGAAAAAGUUGCCUCAGAAUCUGGUCUCGUUCAAGGAAGAGAGCAACUUAGUGGGUGAUCUCUCGGAUUCUCAGAGAAAUGCUCUUGAAGAGUUGAAGAAGCUGGUUCGAGAGGCACUAGAUACUCAUCAGUUCACUUCUUCGGGGCCCACCAAAACGAUGCCGGCGCCCACUGAAACCACUACAGCAGCUAAGGAAGCUGCAAAAGUUGAGGGAGCCACUUCGGAAUCAGAUGCCAGCAUGGAGGUACAUCCACCGCCUGAAACGAAAAUUGAAGAAAAUCCAGUUAGGGAAGCAGAAGAAGUAGCGAAAGAAACAUCCGAGGAACAUGUUUUCAUAUGGGGAGUUCCUCUGCUCAAGGAUGACAGGAGUGAUGUGAUUCUGCUCAAGUUUCUCAGAGCCCGAGAUUUCAAAGUUAAGGAUGCGUUUGUCAUGAUUAAGAACACAAUAAGCUGGAGGAAAGAGUUCAACAUUGAUGCACUUGUGGAUGAAGAUCUUGGAGAUGAUCUAGAGAAAGUGGUAUUCAUGCACGGUUAUGAUAGGGAAGGGCAUCCCGUUUGUUAUAAUGUCUAUGGAGAAUUCCAGAACAAGGAGUUGUACCAGAAAACAUUCUCAGAUGAAGAGAAACGAGCCAAGUUCCUCCGAUGGCGGAUACAAUUUUUGGAGAGGAGUAUAAGGAAGCUUGAUUUUACUCCUGGUGGUGUCAAUACCAUUUUUCAAGUUAACGACCUUAAAAAUUCUCCUGGGCCUGGCAAGCGGGAGCUUCGAAUCGCCACCAAACAAGCUUUGCAAUUGCUUCAGGACAAUUAUCCCGAGUUUGUUGCCAAACAGGUUUUUAUCAAUGUGCCAUGGUGGUAUCUUGCAUUCUAUACUAUGAUCAGUCCAUUCAUGACCCAGAGGACCAAAAGCAAAUUUGUUUUUGCAGGCCCAUCAAAGUCCGCUGAAACACUUUUCAAGUACUCUUCUCCUGAGCAAGUGCCCAUUCAAUAUGGUGGCCUAAGUGUUGAUUUAUGUGAGUGCAACCCAGAAUUCAGCAUGUCUGAUCCAGUCACGGAGAUACCUAUAAAACCAACCACAAAGCAAACUGUAGAAAUCAUUAUUUAUGAGAAGUGCAUUAUUGUGUGGGAGCUGCGAGUAGUGGGCUGGGAGGUCAGCUAUAGUGCGGAAUUUAAACCUGAUGCAAAAGAUGGAUAUACUGUUAUCAUACAGAAGGCCACAAAGAUGUCCCCAACUGAUGAGCCAGUGGUUUCCAAUAGCUAUAAAGUUGGUGAACUUGGCAAGAUACUGCUUACCAUUGACAAUUCCACUUUGAAAAAGAAGAGGCUCCUGUACAGGUUCAAGAUCAAACCUCUCGGUGAUUGAGGGAAAAUGAUCGGUAGACUGAAGUUAAUUGAGGAGUAAGAAAAUGCUGUUGUCAUCAUUCAUUGAAUCCAUAAUCCAUAGUUUUUCAAUAAUUUUGGUCAUGAUCAUUUUGUUUGUGGAUUGGCCUACUAUUUUGAUUGUACUUAAUAUGUAUUAUCUAGGUAAACAUUUACUAUUUUGAUUGUGAAGAGUAAUGCUAGGGGAGAGUGUAGCACUUGGAUUUGGAUUUAGAGUUGAUUUGUGAGAUGCUAUGUGUUACCUGAAACAUCUUUUACUUUGGUGUGGAAGUGUGGAUGUAAAUUUUUGUCCUCAUGUUGUCCUUAUCCAGUUUGAUCUUGGUCAGUCUUUUGCCUUUUACUUUGAUAUCUGUAUUUAAGCCUCCUGAAUCUCAUAAAUAUGUAAUAUAAGAGGUGUAAAUGAGAAAUAUGCAUCAUGUUUUUUUAACCCAAA
Neltuma alba is the source of this 2267-nucleotide messenger RNA. Its product is annotated as patellin-3-like. The record is from RefSeq and is a predicted model, not a curated record. NCBI's taxonomy places the organism in Eukaryota, Viridiplantae, Streptophyta, Magnoliopsida, Fabales, Fabaceae. Gene Ontology annotation, molecular function: lipid binding. The coding region runs from base 147 to 1817 and encodes 556 amino acids. The transcript is spliced from 4 exons.